Cladophialophora immunda is the source of this 1386-nucleotide messenger RNA. RefSeq lists its product as uncharacterized. Gene Ontology annotation, molecular function: electron transfer activity. Lineage: Eukaryota; Fungi; Ascomycota; Eurotiomycetes; Chaetothyriales; Herpotrichiellaceae. The coding region runs from base 296 to 1063 and encodes 255 amino acids. The transcript is spliced from 2 exons. Gene Ontology annotation, cellular component: cytosol. The record is from RefSeq and is a predicted model, not a curated record.
UGCGCCGCCGCCGCUGCCGCUUGUUAUUCGGCGAUUCUAGGGGUUCUUGUUCUGCGCUUCCGAGGCUUGGGGUCGAAGUCGUUCUCCGAUUGCGCUUCUGGGGAGAACUGCUGUCUCUGGUCAAGAUUUAUAUUGAGUAUUCCUACAGAGCUUUGAUCCAACCCACCUUCCCAAGCAGCUCUCCAAGGGUGCUUUUGAAGAAGAGUCAAUUAGAGGCCCAUUGGAUGCUUUGACCACUACUGCACUGUGUUUCCUCUCCAGCACAAGAAGAACGUGGGGACGUUAGGGCACAAAGAUGUCUUCGAAGCUCAGGAUAUUGGUGCCCGUCAAGCGCGUCAUUGACUAUGCCGUCAAGCCCCGCGUAAAAUCCGACCGCACGGGCGUCGAGACGUCCGGGGUGAAACACUCGCUCAAUCCCUUCGACGAGCUCUCCAUCGAAGAAGCCGUGCGGCUGCGCGAGCGCAAACAGCCGGUCGAAGAUAUCCUGGCCGUGAGCGCGGGCCCUGCCAAGUGCGCCGACACCCUGCGCACGGCCAUGGCCAUGGGCGCGGACCGGAGCAUCCACGUCGACGUGCCCGAGGACAAGCCGCUUGAGCCGCUGGGGGUGGCGAAGCUGCUCAAGGCCAUCGCCGAGAAGGAGCAGAGCAACCUGAUCAUCCUGGGCAAGCAGGCGAUCGACGACGACGCGGGCCAGACGGGCCAGAUGCUCGCGGGCCUGCUGAACUGGCCGCAGGCCACGCAGGCGUCCAAGGUGUCGAUCGACAACGACACGGUGACGGUCGAGCGCGAGGUGGACGGCGGCGUCGAGACCCUGCGGGCCAAGCUGCCCAUGAUCAUCACCACGGAUCUGCGGCUGAACGAGCCGCGGUACGCGAGCCUGCCCAACAUCAUGAAGGCCAAGAAGAAGAAGCUGGAGAAGAAGACCCUCGGCGACUACGGCGUCGACGCCACUAGCAGACUCAAGACCAUCAAGGUCGAGGAGCCCCCCGUCCGGCAAGGUGGCGGCAAGGUCGAGGAUGUCGACGGUAUGAUCAACAGGCUCAAGGAACUGGGCGCCAUUUAGGUGCAGGUGGGCACAAAUGACUUAAAAUUGGGCAUUUAUAGGCCGAGGGGGGAAUAAGACUGCUGCGUCGUCGUUGUGGGAGGCCCACGAUCGCACAAAAUCUACACAUGUACUUUGGAGGUGUCGUACCGGGGCGAAUCGGCAUGGGCGCAAAUACCAAAUACCUACUGGCACCGUAUACAUAAAGGCACGGAGUCCAUCUCCAGAAGCAUUAGGACAAUCUGUUUUCGAAGCUCGUUCGUAUUACGACAGCCAUGGCUGUUCAGCCUUCCAGGCCCUGUCUCUCACAGGAAAUGCUUUCUAGUGUCUGUGCUGUCUUGUAC